AACAGCCCAACCUUGGCAGGAGAAAGGAAAACAAACCACCCAAAUCCCGGCAACGCCGCCGCAAAUCCCUGCCGGGGCAAGGUGCGCGUCGGGGUGGACCUUGGCCACCAACGCCACCAGCGUGUGACCAUGCCGGGGCUGGGGAUCCUGACGGCGGCGGUGGUCGGACUGGUCUUACUGGUGGUGCUGGGCCGGCUGGCUCCUUUCUUCUGGGCCGAUUUGGUGGCUUUCGGUGGUUUGGUGGGCUCUUCCAUCCGUUGCCGGCGGCGCCUCAACCGCUCUCCCCCCGUCACCCUCCUCGAUGUCUUCCAGGAGAACGUCCGGCGCCGGCCCCGGUGGCCCCUCAUCCUCUUCCAAGAUGAGGUCUACACCUACCGGGACGUGGACCUGAGGAGCAACCGAACCGCCCGGCUCCUCGCCCGUCGCCUGGGGGGGUUGGGCCCGGGCCGGACGGUGGCCGUGUUCCUCCCCAACCAUCCCACCUACGUCUGGACCUGGUUGGCCUUGGCCAAGUUGGGUUGUCCCAUGGCGUGUCUCAACUGCAACGUGCGGGGGAGGGCGCUCCAACACGCCUUGGCCGCCGCCGGGGCCACCGUCCUCCUGGCCAGCCCCGAUCUCCAGGCGGCCGUGGAGGAGGUGCUGCCGGACCUGCAGCGCGAUGGCACCCGUGUCUUCUACCUCAGCUCCACGUCACCCACGCCGGGCGUGGAGGCCCUGCUGCCCGCCAUGGAGGAGGUCUCUGAUGAGCCCCUGCCCGCCCACCACCGCGCCGGCGUCACCGCCAACUCCAAGGCGCUCUACAUCUACACCUCCGGCACCACCGGGCUGCCCAAGGCAGCGGUGAUCACAGAGAUGAAGCUGAUGAUGGUGGCCAACCUGGGGCGGCUUUGUGGCCUGCGGCCCGAUGACGUCGUCUACACCACGCUCCCACUCUACCACUCGGCCGGGCUCCUCAUCGGGGUGGGAGGGUGCUUCGAGGUUGGAGCCACCUGUGCCCUACGGGCCAAGUUCUCCGCCUCCCAGUUCUGGGACGACUGUCGCCGCUACAACGUCACCGUCAUCCAGUACGUGGGUGAGCUCAUGCGCUACCUCUGCAACACGCCCAAGCGCCCCAACGACCGGGACCACGGGGUGCGCAUGGCCUUGGGCAACGGCCUGCGGGCGGAGGUGUGGAAGGACUUUCUCCAGCGCUUCGGGCCCAUCUCCAUCUGGGAGUUCUACGGGGCCACCGAGGGCAACGCCGGGUUCAUCAACUACACCGGCAAGAUCGGGGCCGUGGGCAGAGCCAAUGUGUUCCUCAAGACUUUCGCUCCCUUCGAGCUGAUCAAGUACAACGUGGAGGAGGACGAACCCGUCCGUGACAAGCGAGGCCUCUGUAUCCGUGUCGGCCCCGGCGAGACAGGGCUGUUGGUCAUCAAAAUCACCAAGAACACCCCCUUCCAUGGCUACGCGGGCGAUUCCCAGAAGACAGAGAAGAAGGUCUUGAGGGACGUCUUGGUCAAAGGUGAUGCCUUCUUCAACAGCGGUGACCUCCUCAUGAUAGACCACGAAAGAUUCGUGUACUUCCAAGACCGCGUGGGAGACACUUUCCGUUGGAAAGGUGAGAAUGUGGCCACCACGGAGGUGGAGGCCACUCUUGCCAUGGUGAACUUCAUCCAGGAGGUCAACGUCUACGGAGUGGCCGUGCCGGGCUGCGAGGGGCGGUGCGGCAUGGCGGCCAUCCGCCUGAAGCCCGGGGCCACCUUCGAGGGCCAGGACCUCUACGCCUUCACCGCGGACACGCUGCCCGCCUACGCUGCCCCCCGCUUCGUGCGCAUCCAGGAUGCCCUGGAGAUCACGGGGACCUUCAAGCAGUGCAAAGGCAACCUCGUCAAGGAAGGCUUUGACCCCAACGUCAUCAAGGACCCCCUCUUCAUCCGCGACGACAAGAAGAAGUCCUACGUGCCCUUGAGCCCUGACACCUAUGAAGCCAUCAUGGACAUGAAGCUCAACCUGUAGAAGAAGAAGGAGCCACGCUGGGGUCUCCACGCUGGCCCCAGGGUCCUAAUUGCCCCGGGGCGAUCGGCAAUUUGGGGCUAAUCAGGGCGAUUUUCGCUUCCUUCAGGGAUUGCGGGAAGGAUGGUGGAGCACGAGGAGGAGGACGGGCUGAUCCGGGCGCUCGUUAGCUGGCCCUGGCCCCUCCCCGCCACGUCGCCUACGGAAAUUAAAAGCUUAAUUCCAAUUA
Molecule: messenger RNA, 2224 nt
Organism: Calidris pugnax (ruff)
Lineage: Eukaryota; Metazoa; Chordata; Aves; Charadriiformes; Scolopacidae
Gene: SLC27A5
Product: solute carrier family 27 (fatty acid transporter), member 5
Exons: 10
Coding region: 130-1998 (622 amino acids)
Cellular component (GO): endoplasmic reticulum
Molecular function (GO): long-chain fatty acid transmembrane transporter activity; long-chain fatty acid-CoA ligase activity
Source: RefSeq, a predicted model, not a curated record